Tarenaya hassleriana is the source of this 751-nucleotide messenger RNA. RefSeq lists its product as uncharacterized. The transcript has 2 exons. The record is from RefSeq and is a predicted model, not a curated record. The coding region runs from base 235 to 621 and encodes 128 amino acids. Lineage: Eukaryota; Viridiplantae; Streptophyta; Magnoliopsida; Brassicales; Cleomaceae.
AUUGGACACGGAGGAUAAUAAGCGGAAAAGAAGUCUGCAAUAAAAUGUCGUCAAACGACGGUCAGUGACCUGUUCGUUCGUCACUCUCAAUCUUCGUCGAGCAACUCAAGUUCGAUUUUCAUGGAAUACUCGCUUCCUUCUUAGCGAUUUCCACCCUGGAUUUCUACAGCAAUCGCAAACCCUAAUUCCCUUUUCAGAGAAAGUUCGAGUCUUUGCUGGCACAUCCGAGGUAUAAUGGUGGAAGUGUGGUGGUCGCUUCUAGGAGCAGCUGUGCCUGCGAUUAUCGCAGGUCAAGCGAUCAGAACGAAGAGAAGGCGGGCGGCAGAGCAGAGGAUCAAUAGCGUAAGAGGAAGAGAGAAGAGUUCCGACGAGAUAUUCGUGUGCGAGAGAGUAUGUAUAUCGAAAAGGAUGCUGAAAAAGGUAGGAGCUUUCUCAAAGGAUCCGAUUCCAGACACAUGCGUAACUGUGUGCGGAGUGUCUGAGUUGGAUGCAUGUUCCGAUGCCUGCGCUCGAACCGUAUGUGUCAACCAUCAUCAAGUUGCUAACUGGAACGACAUUUGUCUCCGAAGGUGCCAGAGUGAGUGUCUUCGGCUCUCUGCCUCUUCUCGUUCCUCUUCCUGAUGCUAUUAUUAAAAAAACCAAAAAAAUGGCACUUUGUUUGUUUCUCUUGUGUUUCGUUGUUACAACAGUUAAAGCCAUCAUUGUUUCCUGCUUCUCUGUCAUAUUUGCAUUAACCGUGAUACGAAGAACA